AGGCGGCUGAGAAUAUAGCGCUUUGGUGUACAGAAAAAUCUAAAAAACUGGACAAUUUGGCAACAGUUAUGAUGCUAUACAGCAGACGCUCGUUCAGCAAAGAGAAUCUCCAGUGGACUAAAUGUGUUGUCAAAUACCUAUACGACGCCUAUUCGCACACUUUUCUCAAUUUGGUGUCAUUUCUCGUUGAGGUGGCAGAAAAGGGUCCUCCGAUUCUGUUAACGCACAUCUUAUCGAUACUUCACUGUAUGCUUCUCUACAUAGACUUGAGUUCGACGACAACCAUCAACAAUGAUAUUCUCAAAGUGGCCACAAAAUACAUAGAAGGCUCGCAAUGGAAAGACGCGCUCAAAAUUCUCAAACUGGUGGUCACCCGUUCGUCCACUUUAGCCACGCCUCCAAUUUAUAACAUCGCCGCCACUUAUGCCAACUUUAAUAUGGGUCCUCAAAGUGCAUCCUAUUCUGUGGACUGCAUUAGUAUCGCUUCGGGAACUUCUUUCGCGGACUCGGAGUUCAGUUCGAAGCGCGAACUGCCCGGUCGUACGAUGGACUUCACGUUCGACUUAAACCAAACGCCAAUUGUUGGCCGAAAAUAUCUCAUUAAGAAUAAUGAGCCCAAAAAUAAUGAAAACCGUUCGGAAAAUAGUGGCCUCGAAAUGGCGGAAGCGAUUCACGAGAAGAUGCCAUCGGAUGAUAAGGAUGUGUUGGUGUCGUCUCCGCGACGAAGUCUGUCACAUAACCAUUCGUUUAACGAGAGCAGCAACAACUGGCGCCGGCCGUGGCUCUCGCAGUCUCGCAUUCGUGAGCGACUCAUCGGUCUAUUGACUAGUUGUGGACAACGCGUUGGAUUACCUAAAAGCCCAUCCGUUAUAUUCAGUCAAAACAGUGAUGUCGUCGAUCGCAAGUCAUCGAUGGCCAGCAGUACCGAAGAGAUUUCGGCCACAAAUAAUGACGCCUCGGGUGACAGCAAACUGGAAGACGCGACUCACGGAGAGUUCGCUUUGUUUAAAGAUUUCGAUUUUCUUGAGUACGAACUCGAGAGCCAAGAGGGCGAGAGUUUGGAUAACUUUAAUUGGGGAGUCAGACGACGAUCGCUCACCAAUUUGGAGACCUCUGAGAGUGACAUCAAAACCAAUAGUCCUCUCAGAACUGUGGGCUCUAUAUCUAGUCUAAGGAACGACGAGUUGUCUUCCGACGAAGAGGGAGAGAGUGUUUCCCCACUUUAUGAGAUGUCGUCAGAUAUGACACUACAAACUGGUUCUAUGUUUUUGCCAAACGCUUUGCCGCUUCUGGACUCCGAUAGACACCGACCGCCGAGUAAUCUUUCGCACAGCUCUUCGCCCAGUUUGGGCAGUGAAGGAGAACAGAUAUGACACU
Messenger RNA from Medioppia subpectinata, 1377 nucleotides. Lineage: Eukaryota; Metazoa; Arthropoda; Arachnida; Sarcoptiformes; Oppiidae. The record is from the annotation of a GenBank genome assembly.